Molecule: messenger RNA, 966 nt
Organism: Phytophthora nicotianae INRA-310
Lineage: Eukaryota; Oomycota; Peronosporomycetes; Peronosporales; Peronosporaceae
Exons: 4
Coding region: 1-966 (321 amino acids)
Biological process (GO): mRNA 3'-end processing by stem-loop binding and cleavage
Cellular component (GO): U7 snRNP
Molecular function (GO): U7 snRNA binding
Source: RefSeq, a predicted model, not a curated record
AUGAAUGCCGCGCUCAUGGAGGAACGUCUGCGCGCCUUCUACGCCAAGCACAAUCCGGGCAAUGAUCAAAACAUCGCCGAGAUCGUGCGCAAAUUCGCUGGUCGUGAGCGCCAAUUGUGCGCGAAACUCUUUAAGAAGUAUGGAGAAGCUCCAGACUUUACGUCUGCCGACGACACCGUAAAAGAAAGGGACGUAACAAGGAUACCAUACCCCAACGCCACAUACGAGAGGGAUUUCAAGGCGUACAAGCUACCUAAAGUCACUGACAGUCCGCUGGACUUUCGCUCAGCUCAAUUCGAUGCUCUCAAGGCUCUCCAGACACCUAAAGAUCAGCUGAAGCUGCCAGUGGCCACUGCUCAUCCACUGGACAAUAUCCAAAAAUGCCGACACCUGCUACCAGAGUUAGAUGUGAACAGACAGACGCUCGUCGUUAGACCAAAGAAACCGAGUCCAUCAGCAGCUGACGCCAAAGCUGCGGUGGUGAAGAAGGCCCCGGCUCCUGCUACACCGUCGCUGUUUGAACAACUUGCAGACACUUACUUGGAAGGGCCUUUUCGAGUUCUUCGUCGUUGCUUCCUGGAACGAAUGCGAGUCUUCGUAGUUAUUCGUCGAGUUAACAGCGUGCGUGGGACGUGCUCAGGGUUUUUGAAGGCCUUUGAUAAGCACAUGAAUCUCGUGCUAUUGGACGUCACUCAAGACUUCAUCCCGCUCAAUACUCAUGAGAGGCUGCUGCGAGAGGUGAGAGAGGAUAAACGCAUCGCGAGUGACGCUGUGUUCUCUGCUGCAGACUCGAGACGUAAUCGUCGAGUACUUGCUAGUGCUGGUGGAACUCGACGUGAGUACGUGAAGCAGCUUUUCAUUCGUGGUGACAAUGUGGUAUCUGUCAGUGCAGUUGUGGGCAAUACAACGGACACUCGACCGCGAAAUACUGCUAGACUAAACAACCAACGCAAGCCCAGGUCCUAG